AUGGACGACCGCGAAGACCCAAUCUCCCAGUUCUUCCCCGGCAACAACGAGGUCGAUCUCUACGACGUACUCUCUGUCAAAUCGGAUGCCACCUCAGACCAGGUCAAGAAAGCCUAUCGCCGCCUCGCACUCACAUACCACCCCGACAAACACGCCACCGCCAGUGACUCGGCCAAGGCGGACGCGUCUCUCAAGUUCCAGCAGGUCGGCUUCGCGUAUGCCGUGCUCUUUGACGAGAAGAGAAGGAAGCGGUACGACCUGACGGGGAAGACGGAUGAAGGCCUCGACCUCGCGCCUGGGGAGGACGGCUGGGACGCGUACUUUGAGGAUCUGUUCGAGAGUGUCACGAGAGAGAAGCUGGAUGAGCACAAGAAUGAAUAUCAGGGCUCUGCGGAGGAGGUAGAAGAUAUUAGGAAGGCGUAUCAUUCCUGCAAGGGUGCCAUUGGAGAGAUCAUGAAACAUAUUCCCCACUCGACUCACGACGACGAAGCGCGGUUCGUUCUCGUCAUUUCGGACCUUAUCCGCAACGGCGAACUCUCAUCGCUACCCAAGUGGGAGUCGAGCAGCAAGGACGAGAAGGCGAGACUCGUCCGCAAGAAGCAGAGCGACAAGGAGGCGAAAGAGGCGGAGGAACUCGCAAAGGAGCUGGGCCUAUGGGAAGAUUUCUACGGGAGUGGAAAGCCGAGCUCGAAGAAGGGAAAGAGAAAGGGCAAAGGCAAGCAGCAGGACGAGGAUGAAGAUGGCGGGGAAGACCAUUCCGCGCUGCAGGCUCUCAUCCUGAAGAGGAAGAAGAAUGUGGAUGGCUUUUUAGACAGUCUCGCUGCCAAGUAUGCGGAGCCGGAGCGUGGCGCGAACGCGAAGAAAGGCUCAAAGCGUCGUGAUGGCCCAGUGGAUGACGAGGAGUCACCUAAGAAGAAGACAAAAAAGAGUUUCGAUCCCCCUGACAUAGAUGACGAAGAAUUCGAGAAAUUGCAGCAGAAACUGUUCGCAGACAGACCGAAGGGCGGAAGUGCACCAGGUGAAAAAGGAAGGAAAGCAAAGGCUGAAGGUUGGAAAGCGCGAUGA
Sparassis crispa is the source of this 1065-nucleotide messenger RNA. RefSeq lists its product as uncharacterized. Lineage: Eukaryota; Fungi; Basidiomycota; Agaricomycetes; Polyporales; Sparassidaceae. Gene Ontology annotation, cellular component: nucleus; cytoplasm. Gene Ontology annotation, molecular function: heat shock protein binding. Bases 1 to 1065 code for a protein of 354 amino acids. The transcript is spliced from 2 exons. The record is from RefSeq and is a predicted model, not a curated record.